Messenger RNA from Drosophila santomea, 5885 nucleotides. It is a transcript of the gene Slob, whose product is annotated as serine-rich adhesin for platelets. The record is from RefSeq and is a predicted model, not a curated record. The coding region runs from base 72 to 4325 and encodes 1417 amino acids. NCBI's taxonomy places the organism in Eukaryota, Metazoa, Arthropoda, Insecta, Diptera, Drosophilidae. The transcript is spliced from 12 exons.
ACCCUCUUUUGGUGUGCCUUAGGUGGUUUGAUAUUAGGUGGAAUUGUCGUAAUUUCAUACUGGAUAAGACGAUGCAGGACACUUGCAGCGAGGUCAACGAGCCGGCAUCGACGCAUCCGGAGCCGGAGCUCAUCAUCAGCUGCCACCGGGAUCAGCGGGAUCAGCGGGAUCAGUGCCAUCGGAAUAAUCUCCAGAGGGAAAGCAAAGUCAUCACCCGAUCACAAUCAUCGGCGUCGACCGCGCCGCAUGCUCCAGUGCAUCAACUGAAGCAGCAGCAAUCUCUGCCCACACCUCUAACCCAACAGCCCAGCCACAAUCCGCACCACAAUCCGCACCAGACACCCAAGUCCGUCUCCAUUCUCGUCUACAAGACCCUGAACACGGUCUUCAAGAGCAGCCGCAAGAUCAUCGUUCGUGUGUGUGAGGUGGCCAGCGCCAAGAAGUCCUUCACCAUGUUCAAGUUCAACAAGGCCGCCCAGCAGCAGCGGAUCGACAAUCGGAACAGUGCCGUCACAGGACACGAUCCCUUCGUCCGACCACCAGUGCCCGAAAAGAAAGUGAGGAACAUUAUGAAGAAGCUGCACAAGGCGAACGGCCUGAAACGCUCCAACUCGGCGAUCGAGUUCGAUGUCUCGGCCCUGACAGCUGCCAAUCGCCGGCAGAUCUAUAGUAGCAAUCGGUCGGCGAGCUCGGAGCAAGAUAACUCAGAUCUAUCCGAGCACUCGGAGAAAUCGCCGCUGGUUAGCGCGAGGUUAGACAAUCUAGCUAGGCUCUUCUUUAGCAAGUCGAUGCCAGCGGAAACCGGAAGUAGAGAUACCAUAGAUUCAGUACUGACAACAAGGCCCAACAUCAAGUACCAGUACUCCGCCUUGGACAGUGGCAAUGGGAUCGUGGAGCGAAGUCCGCGGGAGCGGGCUCAGCGGGAGAAGGCACUGAAUGCCACUCAGGAAUGGAUUCAGGGUGCCAAUGGGCGCUACGAAGUGAUUGCCCACCUGGAUGAGAUCGGUUCGAGGCAUGGCAAGAACUGGUUUCUGGUCACAGAUGCCUCGGUACGCACGGAUCGUCUGCAGACGCUGCUACCUCUGCCCCCCGACUGUGUGGCCUUCGAGGAUCUCCCGCCCAACGAAAGCGCCAGGGAAAUACUCAUGGAGCUCCUGGGCUCGCUGCAUCAUCCGUACAUAUAUCCCGUUCUGGAUUUGGGCUUCUUGCGCAACAGCUCGUAUAACUACGCCUGCCUGGUGACGCCCUUCAACUCGCGGGGCAGUCUCAAAGAUCUCAUAUAUAAGGCGCAGUGGAACGAGCCGUGGACCAGGAAGUAUACGCGUAAGCCAAAUGGCUUACCAGUGAGCCAGGUGCAGCGCCUGGGGCGACAGAUCCUGGAGGCACUGCUCUUCCUGAAGGAGCGCGGUUUUCCGCUACACGGUCACCUGCACAGCGGCAAUGUCAUCCUGCAGAACGGGGCAGCCAGGUUAUCGGGCCUGGAGAACGGCCUCCUGGGCCUCAGUUCGCGCAUUAACGCCGUCAUGUGGUCCCGCUCGGUCACCGAGAUCGAGAACGUGGACAUCGUCUGCUUCGGUCACCUGCUCUACGAGAUGUGCACGGGCCAGGAGCUGACCACACCCAAGCCGUCCAUGCGGGUGCUCGAGAUGGAGCUGCAGCACUAUCCACAAAUUGGCCAGAUUCUGGAAAUAUUAGGUCUAAUCUUUGAGCCGCCCAGCGGUGUCUGCCCCUCCGUCGAGGACUUAGUCCUUUGCGAUCUGUUUCGCAGCAUCGAUUUGCGCGAGCUUCGCGGUCCCUGUUUCAGUACAAUUAAGCCGAGCCUCAGCAGGUCCACCCUCAACCUGCUGCAAGCGGUGAAGAAGCGCCAAUGCGCCUCCCUGGGCCACUCCCUCAGUGAGGCGAACUCGCCCUGCACGCCCCCCUCGACGCCGCACGAUCGACGAACUGGUAUCAGCCGAACAAUGGACUCAUUUGACAUAUCAAGCGAUUCGGAGGAGGGUCUCCUGGAGGAGAUUGUCGUCGGAGGCAGCUGCCAUCGCCAGCACUUGCUCCGCCUGCAGCAGUGGCACUCCGCCCACUCAUAUGCUCACUCGUAUGCCUCGGAGUCGCCCAUUCACUAUUGCGACCCUGCGGCCGUCUAUUCGGAUGAUAAUAGCCAGGAGCCGGGUCAGGAUCCCCAGCCGCCGACCAUUCGCUGCAGCACCAGCAGUCAGAGCAAUCUGGAUGUCCUGCUGGCGGAGGGAGCCGCGGACGAGGUCUACGAGGAGCAGGAGGAGGAGGAUUUUGAGCAGGAAGAGGAGGCCAGUGGCUCCUCGGGAACGCAGCGGCUUCAGGCGCCAGCUUGCACUUCAUCGGCUGCUGGCGCCUCCUUCAACCACCAACUCACUGCCGAUAUGUGCAACUAUAAGAACUCGAAGAGCAGGCGGUUGGAGUACUCACUCAAGUGUCUCAAGUAUGGCCGCAGUAAUCCCUCCCAGGACUCGGCCUUUGGCUCUCUGACCGACAACGACCUGUCCAUUGGCUCGUCCAGCAUUAGGUUGAGCAGCUUUCAGUCCAUUUCAUCGCCCAUUGACGAGGGCGUGGAGGAUGUCAUCAUAGCCACCACCACCGGUGGCAAUGAGACCUGCCUGGAACUGGCCACCAUUCCCAGGAGCAUGGUCUCCCAGGACUCGGCGAUUUCAUCGCCCUGUCGCGAGAGUUCACCCAACAACUUCCUGCACAUUGACGAUGCCAUGUCGGGAACGGGUUCCACUUCCUCCGGCUCGAAUUGCGGCUCCUUCGGAAAUAUACGUCCCCAACAGUUUCCCGUUUCGCUCUCGCCAAAGAUCUUGGUCACGGCCACCAGCAAUUCGAGCAGCUCGUCCUUGGCCUCCGCCAGCAAUGCGGGUCAAGGUCAGUCGCAGGGUCAUGGACAAGGGCAUCCGCAGCAGCAGUUUGAUCCGCCCAAGAUUCUCGUCAACGAUCAGAACUCCAUCUACACCACAUCGCCCUCGAAGCGAUCGGGGAUGAUAGAGGUGUUCUCUCAAAAAUAUCGGUGUCCCUUCCAGGUGAGCUCCUUCGAGGACAUGUCUCCGAAGCGAUCCUCCGACAAACAGCACCUGAAGCACGUGAAUCGGCUCGCCUUUCGCUCCUUGGAGGAGGAGCGUCGGAUCGACAAUGCCUUUCUGCCCAUGGCAGAUCGCACCCACUCGGACAAUCGCGUGAAUAUGCAGAGCGAGAAGUACAAGAAGCUCACGCACGCCUCCUUUCGCAUCAGCAAAGGUCAAGAUCAGGACUCGCCCACGGCCACGCCCACCAACCAAACGUCGCCCGGUCAACCUGGCAAUUGCAUCGAGAUGCAGCGUACCGGAAGGCAGACCCUCUGGCGGGACAGCAAGUUCUACCGGAAGAACAGAAUCGCCAAGAGCAACGACUCCCUGAUGGAGAACAAUCCGUCGCCCAGGAUAUCGCCGUGCUCCCUGCGGGAUAAUCAGUACGAGAGCAGGAGCAGCUCCCAGGCCAGCCGGAGAUCGCUCAGUGGCAGUCAGCAGAUGCUGAGUGUCACCACCAGUUUCUGCGGCAAUGGCAGUGCGUCCAGGAACUCGGCCAGGUACUGCAGCUCCAAGAGCGAGGACUUGGGCGAGUCCUCCGACUAUCUGCGAGUGAUGGACGCACGGAAAUCGUAUUCCGAGCGGCAUCUGGUGCGACUCAAGCAGACGGCCAUCAACAACACGCACAGCGAGGACGAUGUGAGCUUCAACGAUGACAAUAAUCAAACGGUAUCAUCGCAGAGUCAGGGGUUACGGCAAUGCGGCAUUCAGUACAAUCAGAAGGAGCACCACCAGAAGCACUAUCAGGGUGGCAGGUGGAGCAGCAGCUGCUCCAUUGGCGGCCACCUGAAGACGACCAAUAUUAAGACCACCUCGCUGUCCGCUCAGUCCAGCCAAUCGAAUUUAGUGGCCACCUCGGCAACUGCCAGCUAUCGCACACCAUCCAAGUCCCUCGACCAGAGCAUCGCCACUAUCGCCUCCAUCGCCAUCCCGAACAUCCAUCCCACCACCCCGAAUAACACCACCACCAAUUGCAGCAGCACCACCACCUGCACCACCACCAGCAACACCAGCAGUGACAGCAGCAGCAGCACCACCAGCACCACCAGCUCGGUGGACGAGUCCCCGUCGAGACGCACCCUUAGUGGAGCUGAUCUCUCGAGGAUCUUCGUGAUGGACAUGGACGAUGCACCGGGCAGUACAUGCAGCGAGGAGAAGACGCCCCUCCUGGACAGCGUGGAAAUGUCCCCAAUGAGUCCAACCGAUCCGGAGGAGCCCGACCUCGACAAGCUCUAAUCAACCCGAUUACAAAAUCUACACAAUCUACACGCACAUACCGAUACGUUUUGAGCAGCCGAAAUGCAAAGCAUGUGAUAAAGAAACCAAAAAUAUAAAUGAAAUCGAACGGGGAACCACAAAGUUAUAGAACUACUAGGCUAGGAACGAGAUGGUAGGCGGAGAAAGACUUCUAAAAGAGUUAUUGGGAUAGAGGAUUUGAGUUUUAUUUAUAUAUUCAUUUAAUUUUAUCUGAGAAAUUUUGGAUCUGUAUAUUUCAACGACUUUCGCUUAGAACAAGCACCUUUGGCAUUAUUAAAGAAUUAUGAUGAUUCUUUUUUCCAUUUUCUAUAGGAUUUGUCAUCUUCCUGAUAACUCUUUUUUGGGGCUUUCUGCCGUGCCAGUGUUGGUUAAGGUAAAGCAAUUCUAAUCUGGGUUCGACACAUACACCAACACAUACUCACUCACACUUACAUAUAUAAUUGGGCUGCCCCCGCCUUUGCUAAAUCCACACAUCCACACUCAAAGCUUUCUUCUGGUAACAAUAAUAUUUUCUCUUUAUAUUGAACUUUAGCCGAUUGCUUUUACAGCAACUCGAAAUAAACUAGAAUACAUAUUUCUUUACUAAAGCUAAUCUCUAGACUGCUAAGCCACGAGACAACACAGAAAAACAAAAAAAAAAGGAAUACCAUCCUGCUGAUUAGUUGUUUUUUAACAAAAUUAAAAGGAACGCCGUUUUCGAAUUAUACGGAAUUAUACACUUUACUUGGUAGUUAAAUUGAAUAGUUAAGACUUGAAAGCUUCGCAGCUUGGCGCAUUGAAAAUGUUUUACUGUAGCUUAAAAUCGUUUUAAGCUCCCAGUGGAGCGUGUUUUAAAUAUAAAUUAAAAAAAAACCGAACAUAUUCUAGGGAAAUAAGUCCGAAAGAACCUUAAAAGAUCAAUGAAAGCCAAAGAAAGUUAACCCAUUGAAUGGAGAAUCCAAGGCAAAGUUGAAAGUAUCCAACAUAUAACGAACAAUUUAGAUUUCUUUAGUCGUUUAUCCUUUGUUCAGAAAUUACACAUUAGCCAGCACUUCAAUAUCGCAACUGAAACAUAAAAUUUUAACCCAUAAGAGUUAAGCAUUGUCGUAAAAAAAACGGCAAACAAUAAAACAAUACAGAAAUGCAAUCAAAUUUACUAAAAUAUCGGUAACGACACGAAGGAUAUCACAAAAGCCACACACAAUCGAACACAAUAUAAAUGUACUCACUAACGAUCAUAUAUAUAGAAGAUAAUAUUAGACGCACGCACUUGACUAAGACGAUCCAGAUUCGAAUCCCGAUUCAAAACCCAGCCCCACCCGAUGUAUUCGAAUAACUCAAAUGAUCUGCCACAGAGUCACAGAGUCGCCCUUAGUUUGUUUAUUCGUAGCUGAUGAAUGAUGAUGACACAUUGUUUAUGGGACCCUCUAGAAUGUACAUGUAUGUAUCCCCAAUAUCUUGUAAGUUAUUUUGCUUGGAAUUGUUUGUGUAUCCACUUAUGUAACCCCACAAAUGGAGAAGCCCUUGAGAACUAACAAAUAAACGAGAUAACGACGUAAA